This is a messenger RNA of Salvelinus fontinalis (brook trout), 1894 nucleotides long. Its product is annotated as ribonuclease P protein subunit p30-like. The transcript is spliced from 4 exons. Gene Ontology annotation, cellular component: nucleolar ribonuclease P complex. Bases 661 to 1023 code for a protein of 120 amino acids. Gene Ontology annotation, molecular function: RNA binding. Lineage: Eukaryota; Metazoa; Chordata; Actinopteri; Salmoniformes; Salmonidae. The record is from RefSeq and is a predicted model, not a curated record. Gene Ontology annotation, biological process: tRNA processing.
ACAUGGAAACAUGGCUGUGUUUAUAGAUUUGAAUAUUAAUUACACAACCGAUAAAAAACGACUUCAGCAUGUUAUUGCAACAGCAGCGCACCGUAACUAUGUUUGAUCUUUUUCACAUUUGCAAAACUGUUUAACUAGCACAAACCUUUAUGCAUAAAGCCAUGGCUACCUGACUAACGUUAUGUUAGCUAGCAGCUCACCGUAACUAGCUAUGUUUUAUCUUGUUCCCAUUUGCAAAACUGUUAAGCUAACACUAACUUCAGAUUCGCUGAUUCGUCUUUGCUAACGUCUACGCGCUAGUUCAUCGCUUGAGGCAACCCUCAAUAUGUCGUCGUAUGAUGGACCAGACCUAGCUGAAAGAUGUCUUGAUUGAUUUGCUAAUCAAGUACUGUAAUGUUUUCAUGUUUCAGUUGGAUACUCCACAGUUGCCAUCAAUUAUGUGGUUGAUUUGCAACAAAAGAAACAGGUAGGCUCGGUGUUCCCUGUUUUAUAACUCACCAAGUCAAGAGAGCUGUCCUCAACUUUGUUAAUAACAUUUGUUUGCUUAUGUUUACAGGGAAUUGGUAAACCAGAAUGUGUCUCAGAGCUGUAUGAUACAUUCCCCAUAGUGCAGGUAGUGUGGAGUAAUAGUAAUGUUGAUAUAUAAGGUACUACUUUUUCAUGAUGAUAGCUCACAUUUCUCCAUGCAUUGGGAUAGUAACUAAAUAUAUCUGCUCUUUUUUUGCACUGGGUAAAUCCAGAACAAUCAAGGUUUUAAACCGACUGACAGUUGUGGCCUCAGACCCAUCACACUUUAGACCAACUGCAGAGUACAAAGCCUAUGACUUAGUGGCUGUCUAUCCUAAAACAGAGAAGUUGUUUCAUGCAGCUUGCAUGACAUUCGAUGUUGACAUCAUCUGUGUAGCAGUGACAGAAAAACAACCCUUCUUUUUCAAAAGAUCUCCAGUAAAUGGGCCCCUUGAGUUGAGAGGACCCUAUGACAUUGGCAACUUGUAUCCUUACAUUACCUUCUACAGUACUUGAUGUAGGCUACUAGAAUAGAGUGCAGACUUAUGCAGGUGUGAUGAGGCCAACCUGUGUCAGUGCUGUUGUCCUGAAUGAAGACCAGAGGCCUACUUUUUGGCCUGUCCGAAGGAGAUGUCCACUUACAUGGAGGUGAAUAGGCUGCUGUUUAUUGGUCGAUCAAUUGAAUACGUUGUCAAAUCACAAAUGUUAUCUUCACUUGGGCAACUCACUGUCCCGUUUAACCAUCAAUGGAAUGUUCUUUUUGUAAUUUAUCAUGUAACACUGUCAUUAAACUAUAUUUAUUACAUGUUUAUCAGUCUCAAAGCAGAAUUUGUGGCACAGGAAAACCAAUUAAUGUACUGUGUUGUCAAUACGGAAACAAGAAAGACUGCCUUGGGUAUUGUACACACUAUGAAGAAAGACCAGCCAUUGACUGAGAGACAGGAGGAUGUUCCAGCAUCAAAGAGGGCUAAGAUUGAGACUGCAUAGUAGAAAGUAAAAUACUUUUGGAUGAAUAGAGAAUGUGUUUAUGUAAAUGCCCUUUUAUGAAUAUCCUUAUUUGUGUUAAUGUGACUGUUUUCUAAUGGUCAGUGGGUAUAUAGUAUGUCAUGGAUCAGCAACUAUGAUGAUGCUUGUUCGUUUUAGACAAAAUAAUCAAAUUCAGAUAGCAAAGGCAGUGCUGUCUAUUUAAUACAUUUACAGGUAAACAUGUAAAUACAAAAACAUACUUCAGGAAGUGUAUUAAUAUACUACACAAGCAUUUUCAAAUCCUGUAUUCUCACUGACUACCACAAAACCAGGUUGAAGCCACAGGCUUGCUUUCUGCGGAACAGUAUUGUUUUUUCUUUUUACAUUAAAGACAAAUAAAGAAUGUAUCAAUUCAAAGUCA